GCUGGUUGGGAUAGGCCAUAACAAGCUCCCAGCGAGGCGUCAGGCUGCUCUGGGGAAACACCGAACCGAACCGAGGGGGAAAAAACCCGCUUCUCGUUCACUUUCCCCUCGAGCCGAACGCUGGAAAUCCGCCGAGAAGUCGACGCAAGCGCGGCAGCGGUCGCGUAUUCCGGAUCAAAUGUGGACGUUGACGUCGAUCCGUGCGUAACGAGCGGAGUUGGAAAAAGAAGGUGUUGAGCUGCAUUUUUUUUCUCUCUCUCUCGCUCUCUCUAUCUGUCUCUCUCUCUCUCUCUGCCGGGGACAACUUGGGUCUGAGUCCCGAUCACACCGCGAGCAGACCCCGCAGGAGGAUCCACGAAGCCCCGCUCUCUUCUGGCAUGGCAGACUGGGCCCUGGGCUCUGAGGAUGCUCCAGUGGAUCCGUGCCUGACCAACCACUGAGGACUGACAGGAGUACGCCGUCUGAGCAGAAUGACUCAGCAAGAGGGGGGACCCCCGAAUAGCAAGUGAAGAGAAGUGAGGAUGGGUGCAAAUGGGUCCAGCUAUCCACACUCAUGCUCCCAACGCACGGGGGGGAACGCACAGGCACAGCAGACUUUUAUAGGGACCUCAUCCUACUCUCAGCAGGGGUAUGGCUGGGAGUCAAAGCUAUACAGCCUGGAGCACGGCCAUGAGCGGCCCGCAGACAGGAAGAAGAAGAGCCUCGGUCUAGCUACCCUUAAACGGAGGUUCAUCAAAAGGAGGAAGUCCAGCCGCUCUGCAGAUCAUGCGCGGCAGAUGCGGGAACUUUUGUCAGGAUGGGACGUCCGUGACACAAACGCCCUGGUGGAGGAGUAUGAGGGCACAGCGGCCCUCAAGGAGCUGAGCUUCCAGGCCAGCCUGGCACGUGCUGAGGCUCCCAGCUUGCAGCGGAAUCUCGCCGCCCUUUACCAGCACAAGUACUGCACAGAUGUGGACCUCAUCUUCCAAGGUACUUGCUUCCCAGCUCACCGGGCCAUCCUCGCUGCCCGCUGCCCCUUUUUCAAGAGUCUGCUUUCCUCAUCCCCUGGCUAUGGAGCAGAAGUUCUCAUGGAUGUUGAGACAGCCGGCAUCGAUGUGCCCAUGUUCUCUGCCCUGCUUCACUACCUGUACACUGGGGAGUUUGGAGUGGGGGGAGCCGAGGAUACCAGGCUGCAGAAUGUGGAUGUACUGGUGCAGCUCAGUGAGGAAUUUGGUACGCCCAACUCAUUGGAGGCAGAUAUGAAGGGCUUGUUCGACUACAUGUGUUACUACGAUGCGCUCCUCAGCUUCUCCUCAGACUCUGAGAUGAUAGAGAGCUGCAAUGAGAGAGUCGCUGUGGCUGCAGCACCAACAGCGGGCCCAGCAUGCAGUGGGGGGCCCAGGACCCCAGACGAGGACCUUAGGGCACACAAGGCGAUCCUCUCAGCACGUUCCCCUUUCUUCAGAAACCUUUUGCAGAGACGCAUCCGCACAGGGGAGGAAAUGACGGAGCGCACGUUGCAGACACCAACCCGCAUAGUGCUGGAUGAGUCCAUCAUCCCACGCAAAUAUGUGCAGGUUAUUCUCCACUGCAUGUACACCGAUGUGGUGGAGCUCGGGCUGGUGCUUCGGGGCAGUCCUUCAGCGAGCAGCCUUGGCGAGGUGCAGGCGCUGGUGUCAGGGGGCCGUGGGGCCAGCACCCGAACAGAGGAGGCGAUGGAACUCUACCAUAUCGCUCUAUUCCUGGAGUUCAGUAUGCUGGCUCAAGGCUGCGAGGACAUCGUCGUGGAAAGCUUGUCCCUGGACUCGCUCGUCCCCAUCCUGAAGUGGAGCUCCCAGCCGUACGGCUCCAAGUGGGUCCACAGGCAGGCCAUGCACUUCCUCUGUGAAGAGUUCAGUCAGGUUGUCUCUUCGGAUGUUCUCUACGAGCUUGGUAAAGAGCACCUUCUCAGCGCAAUUCAGUCUGAUUACCUGCAGGCGAGUGAACAGGACAUUCUCAAGUAUGUUGUUAAGUGGGGCGAGCAGCAGCUUAUUAAGAGGAUGGCAGACAGGGAGCCCAACCUGUUGAGCGGCACAGCUCACAGCGUAAACAAGAGGGGAGUGAAGAGAAGAGACCUGGAUGUGGAGGAGCUUAGAGAGAUCCUGUCUCCCCUCUUGCCCUUCAUCCGAACUGAGCACAUCUUACCUCCCAACAGUGACGUCCUCGUCGACGCGCUUAAAAGGGGUUUGAUAAGCACCCCUCCCUCCGACAUGCUGCCCACAGCCGAGGGGGGGAAAGCCAAUGCCUGGCUACGGCAGAAGAGCGCAGGCAUCUACGUGCGUCCGCGCCUCUUCUCUCCUUACGUAGAGGAAGCGAAGUCUGUACUUGAUGAAAUGAUGGUGGAGCAGACGGACCUGGUGCGCUUGCGACUGGUGCGCAUGUCCAACGUCCCCGACACACUCUACAUGGUCAACAACGCCGUGCCUCAGUGCUGUCACAUGAUCAACCACCAGCAAAUGGCAGGGAAUUCAUCAAACGCUCCGUCGGUCGUGGCCAAUGAAAUCCCAGUGCCUCAGCUGCCAGUGGUGAAGGAGAUGAUCCGGAGGCUGCAGGAACUGAGACACACGGAGCAGGUCCAGAGAGCGUACGCCCUCAACUGUGGUGAAGGAGCCACCGUCAGCUAUGAGCUGCAGCUGCGAGUGCUGAGGGAGUUCGGUCUGGCAGACGGAGCCACGGAGUUACUGCAGAACCCGUACAAGUUCUUCCCCGAUGAACGGUUCGGAGACGAGAGUCCAAUCCUUGCUCUGCGCCAGGUGGGUCGUUGUCGAGUAAACAGCAGCCCAGCCAUGGAUAGCAUGUUCACAGAGCUGGAAGGGAUAGCUGGCUUCCACCCACCCCUACCUCCUCCACCUCCCCCGUACCACCCCCCUGCCACACCCAGCCAUGCUCAGCUCAAGGGUGCCUGGCGACCCCGCGUUCCCAUGCCGGCCCCCACCCGUUCCUUCUCCUAUCCCUGCAACCGCACCCUGAUCCAGCGCCAUGCAGCCUCCAAGCAUGGCAGCUCAGAGUACUCCUCUGUGCCCAGGGCCAUGCCCCCAGACUGCACCAACCCGCAGGCCAUGGGCCGAGCUUUGCUUUCAGACCAGCAAGCGAUGAGCAUGGAGCCCGUUAUGAGGGAGUUCAUGCCUGACAUUGCACUGGGUGUCUCCGUCAUGUCCUUGAGGGAGCAGCACAUUGUGGAGAUGGAGAGAGAUAGCCCUCACAGCCCCUCAGGCCACCAUCUGCCCCAUGGGCCCUGCCCCUCUGUCCGCCUCAGCCAUGGCCACGGUCCUGGACAUGGCCACUCCUGCAAGAGACACGCUCCUGAACCCAAGCUGGAGGCUCAAGCCGAGUUCCCUGACCUGUAUGACUUUUCCUGCCGACCUGCGACCCCAACCUCCGCUCACCCUCUGCCCUCCUUUGCAGGACCAGACCUCUACAGCCACAGCUGCACCCCCUCCAGCUCCUAUCCACCUCCUUACAUUUCUGACUCUCAGCCCCAGGGCCACAUGCAAGGACGUUCUGCCGCCGACCCACUUCGACUGGAUGUCCUCAGUAUGACCUCUCAGAGACAUGAUGGAGUCCUCGCCAGUCCCUCUGGGGCCCAGCCCAGGAUGGGUCAUAUUCCCCGGGGGCGAUCAAAUGAGACGGACCUGACUCAUGGUUUGGGUCAUUUACGAUCCCCCAGUGGAAACAUGGACAGCUACGAUGCGAGGCACAUAGGACCUAGAGACGCCCCGGAAGAGAUGGUUCUCGCUGGAGAAUCAUCGGGUCCACUUCAGCAACCUCACAGGAACAGUGUAACCGAGGAGAUCGCCAGAGACCGCAGGUCACCCAGCAAGCCUGACUACCCUUAUAAGAAAUCUGCACUUUAACCCCAGUGGAGGGCUAGGGGUUGAGUUAAGAAAAGGGAAAAAGUAAUGAGUGGCUGUCCAUCAUAGUGGACGGCAAAGCACUAAGCGUGUGCCUGCGUAUACAGUAUGUGUGUGUUUCUGACAGGAGCAGGGGAAAGGUGUGGCCGAUAGUUGCUAUUAAUAGGAUCCGUACUUUUGUCCUACCUCUUUCACAUCGUGCCAUCCAUCACACAGUCAGAAUAUGGCAAGAGCUGUAGGUUAACUGAAACGAUCUCUGUGAGCCUGCUGGGUCAGAGGAUGAGUCAGGCUCUACUGGGAUGAGAUCGAUUGUAAAGAAAGUUUGGCUCUGUGCUGUGUGAAUCCUGCAUGAGAAGGUCACAACACUAGUUGUAGCUCAGUUACGAACCAAUGGUUUAACAAAGACUGCAUUCAUUAGCUCGGCUGUCUCUCGAUUCUUUUCAGGAUUGAAUGGGUAGAUGGCUGGUUUGGAAUCUCAAUUUACACAAGCCAACAAUGGCACAGAGUCUGGGACGAGACUAUUGUGAUAAAAUGAUAUGUAAAUAUGUCCGGCUGUGCUCUUUCCUCCCAUGACUUGCAUUUCCACUUCUUCUUGUAGCAUGCCUAUAGCGACCCACCUGACUAUUUCCCCUCUCCUGGCUACAGUGCUGCAGUGCUGAUGGGUAAUGGGCCAGGGCUUGGUCACACAAAGCAGGAAUUUGAUCCGACAGGAAGUAGGUCAUCAGAGCUUGUCCUUCUCCAGUAACCUAGUCUGAUAAUUGUGUCAGGCUUCAGCUAUCAUAGCCUCGCAGUGUCUAGUUUAGAAGCAGAAGCCUGGUGGUGGGGGGGGCAGGAGGACCACAGACUGGUUCAUUACCGAGAUGCAAUAGAAAAUAUAGGGGUGCCAUGGCAACUGACGUACAUUGAUCAAAUGCUUUGCAGGGGGAUUUUGUCGGUUUUGCAACUGGAGCAGGUGUUUUGUGAGUGCGUGUGUGUGUUUGCCCAAGGAUGUAUCUUUGAUACACACAGGUGUUUAGACAAUCUCAGUACUGUACACUCCCGUAUUUAGUCAGGUCUGUUUGUACAUAUCAGAGAGUCUGAGAUGAUUAACCAUUAGCACAGAGUGGUGGUCGGUGUGAUAGAGCUCCCCGAAGUAUGGAAAAAAAAAAUCAAAUCUAAAGCCUUAACCAGUGCUUGGAAUAGUCCGUUUUUAGCUCUCUUUAUUCAAUUAAGUAUGAUGUCAUUAUAUCGCAAACCCCUGUUAACAGCUUAUAUGACUGUUCUGCUCACUGUGGACGCCUUCACUGCAAAGAUCUGGGUGGCGGAGGUGGAUUUCACUCGAACCUUAAACGCUAAACCCAUGUACAUACAUCAGGCCUCUGUCUCACCACCUCAUGGGACACCUUGGAGCAGCACAGUCAGUGUUGAUACUGUUAAGAAAUACUGUUAUGGAGACGCAGCAGCUGUAGCUCCAACACCCUGCAAGUAAACACACAAAAGCCUGUUACAGCCAGCAGCUGGCACACAACCUCACAUACGCGCAUCGUUGCACUGUAAGAGCCACCUGUUUUAUUAGCUGAAGGGAAAAGGAACAAAUGAAUCUCGAACAAACGGAAUCUUACGUUGAAGAAAAGUUGGCGAUUGCGGGCUCAUAUCUCCAAUGGAUAUUGUAUAUAAUGAACUGAGUUCCACAUGUUCCGAUGGAUUUUUGUAAUGGCUUCUAUCACAUUUUAGUGGUCUUUGAAGGUUUGUGUUUUUACUGUAGUGGACAACACUGUGUGCUUUUGUCUUUUCGUCAUGAAAUCUCACUAAGAAUGUGUGGUAUAAAACAAAAAAGAUUGUGUCUCUGAAUCUAUUUCGUUCUUAAAUGUUCCGCAUCUAGAGCAGUCUGUUCAGUAUCGUAGGUGGUGUGGAUUCCCAUGUUUUGUAGAGAUGUCUUUCUUUUUUUCCUUUUUUUUUUUUCCACUUUUCCUCAACUUCAAAAAAUCACAGGAAUAUGUAGAGGAUCUCAGCUCCCUGCUUAGCAGUAAUGAAGUUGCCGAGCAGGAAAAUAACUUUUCCAUCUAGGUUGCUUCAUGGGGAAAAAAUGCAAAACUCCAGAUUCCUCCCCAUGUUCAUGUUGGGUACUUGUUUUAUUUCCAGGACAAUGUUCCGUUGGAUCAAAGUCCUUGUUUUGCUCUUUGCUGUAGAAAAGUCAGUGCCUUCCCCCGCCUGUGGCUGGGCUUUUAUUGGAGAAGUGACUUUGAUGUCUAUGCAAGCUCUUUUCUACCAGCUUACCAGCCUGCAUCAAAUAGUUCUUUGAAAACUCAUGUAGCUCGUUUUGUGUACAGUGUUAUCUAGCACCUUUUUUUUUUUGGAAAAUGAACCAUCUUUAAUGUGUGACAGCUUGUGUUUGAACUCUAACAGGUACACUGUACUUGUAUGGUUAUCAUAGAAAACAUGUUUGUAGAUUGAUAUUAAGUUGCAUUUAGUUUCACUGAAUCUAUUUUUCUACUGUCGCCUCAAAAGGUGCAUAACAGUGGUCAACUUGGGCAUCCUCAAAAUAAACUGGUUUGAUAUUAA
This is a messenger RNA of Platichthys flesus (European flounder), 6410 nucleotides long. It is a transcript of the gene btbd7, whose product is annotated as BTB (POZ) domain containing 7. The transcript is spliced from 11 exons. Gene Ontology annotation, molecular function: protein binding. Gene Ontology annotation, biological process: morphogenesis of a branching epithelium. NCBI's taxonomy places the organism in Eukaryota, Metazoa, Chordata, Actinopteri, Pleuronectiformes, Pleuronectidae. The record is from RefSeq and is a predicted model, not a curated record. The coding region runs from base 522 to 3872 and encodes 1116 amino acids.